Nezara viridula (southern green stink bug) is the source of this 250-nucleotide messenger RNA. The record is from the annotation of a GenBank genome assembly. NCBI's taxonomy places the organism in Eukaryota, Metazoa, Arthropoda, Insecta, Hemiptera, Pentatomidae.
GCAAGAGUGACGGCGCAUGCUCAGUAAUAUUAAUGUGCUAUCAGCGAAGCAGUCUUCAAAUGAGCCAGUCAUGAGGAGGUUGUUGAAGAAAUUAUUGCAGUCUCUACGGAAGGAAACACCUCAAGAUGAGGACGUCGAAAAGGAUAACAAAGACUGAGUGGGUGACGCAAGGAGACAGCCCCCAGGUGUGUGUUUACCUCCAACCGUACAAUAUCCCUCCUCUCUCAUUACCGCUGUCCCCGCAUAUUAA